Ustilago hordei is the source of this 4179-nucleotide messenger RNA. RefSeq lists its product as uncharacterized. Gene Ontology annotation, cellular component: nucleus. Gene Ontology annotation, molecular function: histone H4K20 methyltransferase activity; protein binding. Bases 1 to 4179 code for a protein of 1392 amino acids. NCBI's taxonomy places the organism in Eukaryota, Fungi, Basidiomycota, Ustilaginomycetes, Ustilaginales, Ustilaginaceae. The record is from RefSeq and is a predicted model, not a curated record. The transcript has a single exon.
AUGGAGGACCUCUCCGCCGAUGACGAUAUCCUUUCGGAUAUCCUCCUCGAUAACCUCGAGUUCGAGCCGGCCAUCUCAACACAUAAAAUGAAUCCCAAUUACAGGGGUCAGCGAUUCGACCGCAAUGCCGUCAGCUUGAUCGUCAGAAAACGUGUCGUCGAGCAAAAGGACAUCACAGCCGCCAUUGAAGAUCUCGGCAAGCUCGGCAUCAUUCAGAAAUAUCUCGCCAACAAAACACAACGCCAAACCGCCAGCUUUGAAGCACAUGCGCGACGCUACUUCGAAAGCUAUCUGCCAGAGAGUGGCGUCGAAUUUGCACUCACCACACGGUACAAGCGCGUCAUGAUCGAAAAGGCCGACAGAGUGCACGGCUCAGAUCCAGAAGCAUCGACGUCCGCAGUCAAGCUCGAAGACACGCCUGGCUCUCCAGGAAAGGACUUCGCAGAGGAAAGAGGUAAGGGGUGUGCCAAAGGGAGAUCGUCCUUGGAUCGCGCCGCCACCAGCAUCGGUGCAGCACCAGCAGCUUCCGAAAAGGCCGAUCUCUGCGUUUUGGCGAUGCGGACUUUCAAGCCAGGCGAUCUGAUCAACUACUGCAAGGGCGGCUUGAAGGAUCUCACCAAAAGCGAAGACGAUGCACUACGCGAAGAGGCUACCGCCUCGCGCGAGAAGCGCAAGGACACCGAGUACAAGGGUGUUCUCGGCCCUGGGCGCGAUUUCAGCGUCAUCCGUUCCACGAGAAAAGGUUGCAGUCAGCUUCUGCUCGGUCCAGCGCGGUUCGUGAACCAUGACUGCAACCCAAAUACUGAAUUCUAUCGCAUGGGUGCCACCAUGGUCUUCAAAGUUAUCCGACCGAUCCAUCCUAACGAAGAAAUCACCACCUUCUACGGCGAAAAUUACUUCGAGUGGGGCAAUUCAGAGUGCAUGUGUGCCACCUGCGAGUCCCGCGGCACAGGUGUCUUCUUUGAUCCUUCCGUACCGCAACCGAUGGAACAGGUCGAAAGCUCUGAGGGCACAGAGGUCAAACAGGAGGAUUCAUCCGGCGCGAAUGACGCCAACGGACGUCGGCAAUCACGGCGGUCCAGUCGACCGGCAGGUGCAUCAUCUGCGCUACCCUCCCCAUCACCGACACCAUCCUUAACGCCUUCACUAUCGACAUUACUGGGCGAUGAUGCUGCCGCGAAGGACAAGAAGUCGAAACGAGACUACCUUGCAGACCUCAAGCUUGCAGAGCACGGACCGUCAGACGACCGUUCAGAUCCAUGGGCUGAGGGCGCUGGGCCAAAGUGCCGAUGUCUGACGUGUGGAGCUACAUUCUGGGCGCUAGAAAAAUGGUGGACUCCUGACGAGUGCCCACGUUGUGAGCGUCAUUACAAGAUCUUCAAAGCCGACUGGCCAGUUCGCGUGCCGACCGAGGGCUCCUUGGCGCGAAAAGCGGGCGGUGUCAAGCGCAAGACGAGUUCAGAGAUGAUCUCGGACCACCUUGCGAGCGCUUCUUCACCGGCGCGCAACGGCAAGGAAAGGUCCUUGACCCCAACAGAUCACAAAGCCAACGUCACGCCAAAGUCACAGAAAAAGCCGCGACUCAGCAAAACGCCAAACAGCAGCGGCACGCCUGGCGGCAGCACAAAGACGCCCACUGCCGCCGCCGCAGCCACGAGCAAGGCGAAUAAAUCACUGUUGGCGUCUUCCUCAACACCCUCUACAACUUCUCCGAAGCCCCCAGGUCGAUCCGGCAAAGUCGAAAAAGAGAAGAGCGUCAAGCAAGAAAGGCAGGACGAAGCUAGCGUCGCUCGGUCGCUUGCCAUACCCACGGUCAAAAAGACCAGCACCAUCGCUGCUCUCCCUACAGUGGUGCCCAAGCACGACGAUUUUGGACUGGAGUCAGAUGGCUCUGACCUCACGCCGGAGCCCGAGUCAGAAAAUGGCGACGCAGUCAAGGCAGAGGAUGAUGACGAGGAUGAGGACAAAGGACCUCGACCGGCUUCCGUCACCGCUCGUCCACAUUCAGGACAGGCGGAUAGAUCGUCGUCCAGCACCAGCCCUGGGCCUCCGGGACCCAAGAUGCUCGGCAAGAAUGCAAAAACAGACGUAUUGGCGCAGUACUGGGGAGCUGUCGAAGGCGAUCGCAGGGCUCGCAGAAAGGCACCGGUCAACCCUGGGCCAACUCUGUUGGCUGCCAGACGGUCAUCGCAGGACGUCACGAACAAGCCGUCGGAACGACGCUCCAGCUUCCGUGAGACCAGCACUGACGAACAUGGUCUGACAAAACCGAAAAGACGCCUCGUAGCCGAGUCUGUCUCCGAUGCUGAAGACGCAGUGCCUGCAGCAGUGCCUUCUCGCCCAGCCGCUUCAACUGUAUCUAAGCAUCGCAAGACUUCAAGCAUGAGCGAUGUCUCUCCUGCUCAGCUCCGAGCCAAGUCGGUGGUUAGACCGUCACCAGAUCAGCAGACACCGUCUGCACCAGACAGCACUGCGUCGCCAACACAUACGUCAAAGACCGCGCCGCCUGCACCAGCACCAGCACCAGCACCAGUCCAGAAAUCCUCGGCUAGCAAUUUGCCCGGUCUGGCCACAUCGGGAGUCGAACGCACGUCAGAGUCUAACUUGGCGCUCUUCUGGUCGGCCGGUGUAGGAGGGACUAGAAACCGUCGACAAGCCCAGAGGGAGCCAGUGACGGUCUUGGCCCCCUCGGUACCAUCGAAGCGUCAGAGGAACGCUUCCGAGUCGAGUCGCAGUCGCACACCAGAGGUCAAGAAAUCUCGCGGCUCAUCAAGGCCGCAUACUGGUAACGGAGAAGAUGAAGGCAGUGGCAGGGAUGCAAGGGGACGUUCACGUUCGGCAGCGGCAUCGGAGGACAGGAACGGUAGCUCCAAGGAGACGAGCCAGAGCAAUAGUGACAUUGACGAUGACGACGUCCCUCCGGUGAAGCCAUACAUGUUCUCAGCGAUCAGCAAGGUGCUCCAGUCCAAUGGCAGCAUGGAUGUGAAUGCAGGACACGAGGCAAAGGGUCCACUUCUCCCAUCGGCACCGCUCUUCCGGCCGUCAGGCCUCAUUCGGCCCGAUCUUUCCGCCGCAGCCGCUCGUUCCAACUCUCCGCUUGCCGGACCGCCGCGUGGUUUGCCCGGUCAGCCCAUGCGAAAGAACCUCCGGUGGGGAAGUGGCAAAUCCUCAAUCAGCCGGCACUUAGGUCCGAAUGGGAGUCCCUUAAGCCGCCCUCCAUCGAGUAUCAACGGCAGUCCCGUCAGUGUCGCACCGCAUCGAGCGGAAGAAGCCAAGCCCCAGAUUCCGCGUGCUAUAGCCCCAGCACAAGCCGAACAUGGCGCUCCUCCGCCCCAAGGUGCUACACCCAGGCCUUCGACUGAGCGGGCCGAUGCAGCGCCAUUGGAGCUCAGCCUUCACCAACCUGCUACUGUCGAGCGCGAUCCAAGCUAUCCGGAGGCUCAGCCAACGGUCGCAGCGGCUCAGCCUGUGUUGGAGGUCAAGGUCGAAGCGAGCCCGCAGCCGAGUCCGCCUCCUCAGCCAGAACUAAAAGAAACAGCCGCUGCACCUGUUGCAACUGUUGCACCUGUAGUGUCAACGGCAACUGGGAAUGGAUCCUCAUCGAACGGAGUUGCGCCUGAAAGCUUUCUGAGCGCAACAGUGGCCGAGAAGUCCUUUACACAAGUUCAGGAUGUGGCUCCAACGAGAUACUUGGUGGACGAAGCAUCGAGUCCAGCCGCGGACUCAUCAGACGCACAGCAAAGGCGUACGUCAGGUCGUGCUCGCAGGGCACCUGAAAUGGCAGCUGGUCAGAUCCCCUACAAGGGCAGUCUGGUCAAGCUCGCUGCUCAGAGGGCUAAAGAAGCCAAGGGCGGGCCACACGCGGGCGCGAGCCCCCUUGACUCUCCUAGAUCCACCGGCACAGCUUCUCCAGAUCCUCGUUUCCAGAGCCCGAAAGCAGCUCGUCGACUCUCCAGCGACAUCUUGAGCAAUGCCGACAGCAGCUCUGGACACGUUCAUGCUCCUUUCGGCAACGGGAAACCCACCGGCUCCGGCGAACAUACCGGCCCGGUAGCCGCCGAAGCGUCCAAGAUCGGUCUCUUCGAAGACGUGGCCAUGGGUGAAGCGGCUCGCAGACACAGCAUAGGCGCAGCAACAGCGACAACGACCAACGCCACACCGAUGGACGUUGAUCAAUGA